AAAAUAUCGAUGCAUCGUUUGCAUCCCUACACUUGACAGUUGAAAAAACCAGCAUUGCCUGAAAAGUGUGUAGACGUGAAAAUUUGUUCUGGAGGAAAAUUUUAACAUUUUGUGGAAAUCUUAAUAUCCUAAAACAAAAAAAAAUGUCUUUUGGUGGUCAGCAGAACCAGCCUUGGCAACAGCGAAAGACCUGGAUUUUAUCAAGGCGCAAGUCCGACGCAAUGUUUAUGCAGCAACAUGCGGCUUCGCAAUCUGCCUUUGGUCACUCGGCCAUUUUCUCGCAAGGCGGCUCGGCAGCACCCUCCGUAGCCUACCCUCAGCAAAGAUCGGCUACUUUGAAUCCCGUUGCAUUUCAACAACCUAAUAGUGGAGGCCAAACCAUGACCAAUUCUAUAGGCACCAUAACUAAAAUCAAUAAUGAAUGCGGACUUAUAAACGACGAAGUUUUCUUCUACCGUAAUGCAUGUAAGGGCGUCAUCCCGAAGUUGGGGGAUAGGGUUAUAUUCGAAGCCACUUAUUCCACCACUGGCCAAUUUAAGUGGAAUGCAACUUUAAUUCAAUUAAUGGGGAGCAGCAUAUCUCAUCAAACUCAGCAAUUGCCAUCAUUAAUGGCAGGUGUAAGUAGCGGCAGAAGUGGUAGUGGUUAUAAUGCAGUUCCACCACCCAACGAAUAUCAACUUGCUCAAAUGCAACUGCAACAACAACGUCAUGGCUCACCAAGACGUUCUUCUCCUUUGCGAGGCGAUCGCUCUAACUCGCGAAAUGAACGUGAGCGAGAACGACGUGAGCGGACCGUAAUAUUCGCUCGAGGGACAGAGAAGAUGAUGAAAGAGAACGCAAACGUCGUCGUGAGGAUAAUGAACGUAGUCGGGAACGCGCCAUUGCAUCCAUUGGGCGGCCUCAUGAUAGAGAUCGUGACCGUGCGCGCCCUGAUAGCAAAUCAGAUCUUGCGUUGGAGCGAAGGGAGCGCGAACGGGAACGAGAGCGAGAACGUGAGACGUGAACGCGAACGCGACCGGGAACGGGAAAAGGAACGCGACAAGGAGCGCGGGGAACGUACUGAGCGAGAAGAACGUCCUGAGCGCGGAGAGCGUUCUGAACGUGCAGAACGACCUGAUCGUGGAGGGCGUCCUGAGCGCGCUGAACGAAGUCCACAUCGUCCGCCUGCAAAGGGGCGACGUACACGUGCAAUUCGUCGGUAUAUGAUUCAGAUACCAAAAAAUAUAUUACCUUACAAUUCGGCUGAUGUUCAAGAGUUACGUCAACGUUAUGAAACAAUGUAUAUCCCAUCUGACUUUUUUCACUGCAAAAUUUUGUGGCCUAAAGUUUUCACGCCGGAAAAUUCUUUUUCAUUACGACGUCCAUGUCAAUUCCAUGUAAUGCAUCGCAUAGUAGAUUCUCCAUUCGAGCAAAACAACGAUGUACUAGAACCGUCUGAUGCCGACCACAGAUACUCGGCUAAAGUGAUGCUUUUAGCUUGUCCCCCAAUAGCCGAACUUUAUCAGAAAUGCUUGGAAGAUGACGAAAAUGAUAACGAACAGAAUGCAGUGCAUCCAUCUCGUUUAAUUAGUUUCCUCGUAGGUACCAGAGGAAGAAACGAGCCAAUGGCCAUUGGUGGCCCGUGGAGUCCAUCGCUCGAUGGUGAAAACCCUGACAAGGAUCCUGCCGUAUUAAUUCGUACGGCCAUACGUACAUGUAAAGCAUUGACUGGAGUCGAUCUAUCACAAUGUACUCAAUGGUAUGUAUUCUGAAUAGGUAUAGAUCUAGCUUUUAAUUGAAUUAUAAAAUCAAUUAUUUAAUAAGGAUAGCAGGAUUAACAGUUUCUUAGCCGUGAUUUAUACCAGAUUUGUAAUUUAUUAAUCUAAACAUUCAAAUAGUUUGGUUAUUUUUAUUAGAUCAUGGUUUUAAAACUUAGGAACUAAUCAAAAUAGUUUAUCCAGCAAGUGAAAACAUAUUAAAAUCUCAAGGUUCUGGUUAUACAAGUUUUAUCAA
Messenger RNA from Rhagoletis zephyria (snowberry fruit fly), 1992 nucleotides. Its product is annotated as cell division cycle and apoptosis regulator protein 1-like. Lineage: Eukaryota; Metazoa; Arthropoda; Insecta; Diptera; Tephritidae. The record is from RefSeq and is a predicted model, not a curated record. Gene Ontology annotation, cellular component: nucleus. Gene Ontology annotation, biological process: regulation of DNA-templated transcription.